Messenger RNA from Glycine soja, 465 nucleotides. Its product is annotated as protein SODIUM POTASSIUM ROOT DEFECTIVE 2-like. The transcript is spliced from 3 exons. The annotation marks the transcript as partial. The record is from RefSeq and is a predicted model, not a curated record. NCBI's taxonomy places the organism in Eukaryota, Viridiplantae, Streptophyta, Magnoliopsida, Fabales, Fabaceae. Gene Ontology annotation, molecular function: metal ion binding.
AAAUCACCCUACCCUUUUUCUUUCUUCCACUUGCUCGAGGCUUCUAACAUCAGAGACGUUAACUUUGCAUCAAUUUUCCACUCAGAGACAAUUAGAAUCGCGAAUGUAGUGGAAGUGAAGGUUGGUUUUCACUGUGAUGAGUGUAUCAAGAAAAUUCUCAAGGCCAUCAAGAAGAUUGAAGAUAUUGAGAAGUAUAACGUGGACAAACAGUUGAACAAGGUCAUCGUUACAGGGAAUGUCACAACGGAAGAAGUGAUUAGAGUUCUUCAAAAGAUUGGCAAGAAUGCUACCCCAUGGGAAAAUCCUAAACCCCAACCCAAUUGCUGAAUAAUUUACAAUUCCAGUUAACACUUAAAACGUAGCCUUAAAGUUUUUUUUUUCCUCAAGAAACAUAUAAAUCAAAGGAGUUAUAUCGUAUUACGCACGAAGUAAAAUCUUAUAAUCUAUGUAGAGGUUUAUAUUAUA